AUGGUUGCUGUAUCAGCCUUAGCCAUUUUCUUCGCGAUCACCGGAGGUGUCCUAGCCUCGGUGGGUGGCACUCAAGACACUAUAGUCUUUGCAAAUGCUGAGCGUCGCAACCUGCACCGGAAACCCCAUCCAAGACGUGCGGACAAUGCGACUUUGCUACUGCCGAUUGAUGUGCGCUUGUUCCCGGAGGUCAAGUAUGGGGAACGCGCGAUGCUAAUGCGUUCGCAGGUUUAUAUGCACGUUAUAACUCCUGGUGACGUCAAAGGGGAGGGAUACAUUAGCGACGCGGCGCUCAGUGCGCAGCUGGAGGUCCUGAACGAUGCGUUCGAACCUGUUGGAUUCCAGUUCAAUCUUCUGAAUACGACGCGCACAAUCAACGAGUAUUGGUACAACAAUCUUUUAGAAGCACGUCCGUCUGAACGAGAGGUAUCGGCAGCUCUGCGCCAGGGCGAUCUCGCUACGCUGAACAUAUACAGUAUGGGUGUCGUCAACACCACAGAGACUGCCUGGGCGACGCUCCCUGCCUCGCAGGUAUCUUACGAUGGCGUCUUCCAGAACAACACAGCAUUCCUAGGGGGCAGCUGCCCUCUCAAUGAGGGAAUUACGCUUGUCCACGAAGUCGGUCAUGUCGCAGACACGCCAAAUCAGCAAGCACCCGAUGCCUCAGGUGGAUGCGAUAUCGGACGCGACUCAUGUCCUGACCAGCCCGGUCUGGAUUCCAUUCAUAACUACAUGUCGUACUCGGACGAUCAUUGUCGGUACGAAUUCACGCCCGGACAGAUCCAGAGGAUGCGAGAGCAAAUGGCCAAAUUCCGCGGUGUCGUGUAUCCUGGCAUCGACGUUAAUAACAUCCCCGAAGACUCGGUCGAGAUUCCACCUCCAGAAGAGUAA
Alternaria arborescens is the source of this 891-nucleotide messenger RNA. RefSeq lists its product as hypothetical. The record is from RefSeq and is a predicted model, not a curated record. The coding region runs from base 1 to 891 and encodes 296 amino acids. The transcript is spliced from 8 exons. Gene Ontology annotation, molecular function: metallopeptidase activity. NCBI's taxonomy places the organism in Eukaryota, Fungi, Ascomycota, Dothideomycetes, Pleosporales, Pleosporaceae.